Molecule: messenger RNA, 1287 nt
Organism: Mucor velutinosus
Lineage: Eukaryota; Fungi; Mucoromycota; Mucoromycetes; Mucorales; Mucoraceae
Exons: 2
Coding region: 1-1287 (428 amino acids)
Source: RefSeq, a predicted model, not a curated record
AUGCUCAGAGUUUGUACAAAGAACAGCGUCGUGUUAUCAGCGCGUAAAAGAGUACUUUACCGCACUGUAAGGCUCAACACCAACUCUGCUAUUGAUCACAGCAACAAGAUAUACGCAUUACCCUUUAAACUUCCAGAAGAAAAAGUGCACCAAAUUGUCAACAUUGCCUCCUAUGUGAAUCAACAUGCAUUUUUCAGCAUUUUCAAGAUUAUCAAGAGUAUUUUCACGCAAAAGAUGCCAGAUGUCAAAGAGUCCGUGUCAUCCAUGCAAGUGAGAAAAGCAUAUAUUCCUUUUUGGUAUUACGACAUGGCCAUUUCUGCAGACGUCAAGCCAUCCAGCACUAAUUCAGCCGAGAAGGAAUCGCCUGAAGCAUUGACCAAGGCCAUGGGACCUCCUCGUCAAAUGCUGGGCAUCGGAUUUGAUUGCUACUGGCCUGGUCAUACAUGGGAUCCUGUCUCAUACUUGAGUUUUGGUCAAUCAGCAGCGACUCGUAUGGAGAAACUAGUGCCAUUUACUUCUGAUUUAUACCAGGACAAGGAUGUAGAGGUGAUUCCAUUCACAGUCAACCCCUUCAACGACAUUACAGAUCGCGCGCCUGAGGCAUUGGAAAACUUGACUGUGAAUUCAUUGACUCACAAGCACGGCAUGUACACCAUCAACAAUGCACAAGUACUCUUCAAUGCAGCUUAUCCCAUCUAUUGGCCCGUGUACAUUGCACAAUUUACUGACAAGAAGGAAACAGAGGAGCCACCAAAGACAGUUGUGAUUGGAGCACACAGCAAUGAUCCCCCCUUGUAUCAAUGGGACUCCAAGAAGACUGGGUCCGAGCAAUGGAUCAACAAUGGUCCUUGGGUAAAGCUAGAUGUGACAGAACCAGAGUGGCAAAUGGGUUUUGGCAAUCAGCCACCCCUGAGACAGCUGGUGCACCAAUUUUUGACGCAAGUGGUGGGUCAAUUCCAGACAAAUACAGUGAAUUGGAAGGACGAACGCAUUCAGGCUUAUCCCAACUACGAGAAUCAGAACAAGGAUUAUUUGAAGCAGCUAUUCAAAGUGUGGGCAGAGAGAAAUAUGCUGUCUCGCAUUGAAGGUAUGGAUGAGAACCAGAAAACCAUUGGGUUGGGAGCAGUGCCUGGUACAUCUGAAGCUGCUAGCAAAAAUCCUCGACUUCAGGUCAAGACUGUCAGCGAAAUACGUCAAGAGAUUGAGAGUCGUGUUAGUGGCGAGUUGGUUAAAUUAGAAGAGUUGGAGCCUGUGUGGUUUAAAGAGUACAACAAAAAGAAGCAAUAA